UCGACACAUCACUUCGACGUUCACCACCCGCGAAACCAGCCGGUCUGCAUACAACUUCAGCAAUCCAAAGCCACUACCCAGGCGACUCUGCUGCCCUCGAGACAUCCCCACGCCCCACCUACCACUCUGCCAACUUCAUCACCUCAAACCCCCCGCCUGCUCACCUCGCGCCUCACCCCAUCUCCCACCACCACCAUGUCCGAACCCAUCCCCGAAUCAAUCCCCACCUCCGCCGACCCGCGCUCCAAGCGCCCCACCAAGAAACGCGCCCUCACACCCCUCUCCCAGCAAUCCAGCCACAUCGAAGCGCUCUUCGCCAAGCCAGACCGCGAGAUCAAGAUCCCCUCCGCCCACCCCAAGCAUCUCAACGGGCUGGCCGCGCCGCCCGAGAUCGUCGCGAAUGUGCAGGGCAGCAGCGCGGGCGCGGGGAGCGGCGAGUUCCACGUGUACAAGGCGAGCCGGCGGCGGGAGUACGAGCGGUUGCGGUUGAUGGAUGAGGAGGUGAAGAGGGAGGAGGCGGAGACGGAGUUCCAGAGGCAGAAGGAGGAGGUGGAGCGGAGGGAUCGGGAGAAGACGGGGAAGAAUAAGGCGAGGAGGGAUAAGGCGCGGCAGAGGAAGGCGAAGAAGGCGAAGGGGGGAGUUGGGGAGGGUGAGGUGGAGGAGGGGCAGGAUGGGAAGGGGGAGAAGGGGAAGAGGCUGGGUCCUAAUUUGGCGGCGUUGAAGGCGAGGGGUGGUGAGGAUGAGAAGGAUGGGGAUGCGUUGAAUGAGGGUGGGGAGGUCAAGAAUGCGGAGGAGAUUGGAAUCGUAAUACAUGAUGAUGACUGAGACAUGAGGAUGUCCAGGGAGUCUUCUGGAGCACUUGCAUCUGGCUAAAGACCAUCAUGUCCUGGAAGCCUGAAGCUUCUUGAAGGUAUGCGCCGUCUACACUCAAGCGCUGAUACAGCCUUCAGCAUGUGGUCUCACCAUCAAUGACCACUUCAUUCAGUUUGAGACUAAUUCCAGUUGGAAUGAUGAGUUCAAAGCCACUUGGCUGUUUUCUGUACAAUACCACAAUGUCUGUCUGUUAGUUGCGCAUUUCCCUUUGUCAAGCUCAUUGACAAAAGAUGAUAUCAAAACACCUCCAUACUUUCACCGUCAUAACCGUAGGAAACGUCGGCUUGUGAUACAGUGAGUCCCUUCGUUGAAUGAGUAGCUCAGCAGCAUGUGCGAGAAGCUGCUACUAG
Molecule: messenger RNA, 1223 nt
Organism: Mytilinidion resinicola
Lineage: Eukaryota; Fungi; Ascomycota; Dothideomycetes; Mytilinidiales; Mytilinidiaceae
Product: DUF1168-domain-containing protein
Exons: 1
Coding region: 196-825 (209 amino acids)
Biological process (GO): negative regulation of protein kinase activity
Cellular component (GO): nucleolus
Molecular function (GO): protein kinase binding; double-stranded RNA binding; protein kinase inhibitor activity
Source: RefSeq, a predicted model, not a curated record